CAAUGGGAAAAAUAUCCUCUAGUGAGGAUUAACAAAAAAAUAAAAAUAAAAAACUUUAUUUGCAAAGACAGGCUGUAGGCCAUACUUGGCCCAAGGGCCAUAGUUUGCUGACCUCUGAUCUAUAGACGUGGAAGUUUUGAGGUUUGGGGGUAUUUUGGUUUUGCGAUGUCUAGAGGUAGAUGGGCCAGGGAACUGUUGCGACUGGGAGAUAUGUUGCCUGUUGGUCCUGUAGUGGAAAGUGGUCAUGUCCGAGUUGUGAGAAGAAUUGCCUCCAGAUUAGGUCAUGCACACAAAAUGGUUGCAAAAUAAAAUGGUCAUUAUUAAGAAAGCCUGAGUUGAAAAGUGCAGAAAGCAAGUUUGAGGGCCUGGUCUUGUGCUGUGUAACCCUUCCCCAUUCUGAGCCUCAGGUUACCGAUGUGUAACUUGGAGAGGAGGCUAGACUAGAGCAGGCCUUCUCAUCCCAGGGGUCUGUGGAUGUGCAUAAGGGAAUCACCUGCACAGUGUUGUGCAAGUGUAUGUGUUUUUCUAGGGGAGGAUACACAACUUUAAGAAAUCCUUAAAAAGCCCCAAAAGCUGAACAAAGUGAGGAGUCAGUUUCUUGAGGGCCUGUCUGGCUUUGGCCUCAGAUGUUCUUCCCCCACGCAGCCCAUCUUGUUCCUUCUGUGGGCUCAAGUAGAUAGCUGUGGGCAGGUGCUGGGAAUUCUUAUCUUUUCAGGAACUGGCAACUGGAUGAGCAGAUAGGAAAAGGAGGUGGCCUGUGGAGGCCCCUACCACCAUCCAGGCCCUGAGAUGCAGUGAUCCCCUGCCUGUCUGCCACCAUUUCCCAGAAUGGACCGUGGCGGCCUCCUGCCCUUCCAACUAUGGUGCCCCCGGCCCUUUGGCACCUACUCACAGAACCAGCCUCGCCCACCUUCCACAACCCUCAAGCCAUCAGCCUGUCCUGAACCAGGCGGCAGGGUUGAGCCAGACCAUGGGCCUGCCCACUCAGAGAACACACCACCCACCUUGGCCCCCGAGGCCCCCUCCUCCCAGCCUGCCCCUCUCCUCUCAGCAGCAGCUGCUGGCGAUGAAGGUCGAGUCCUGCUGGACACAUGGUAUGUUAUCAAGCCCGGGAAUACAAAGGAGAAGGUGGCCUUCUUUGUGGCCCACCAGUGUGGUGGUGGGAGCCGGGCCAGCUCCAUGAAGGUCAAGGGGCACUGGGGCAGUGACAGCUCCAAGGCCAAGCGGAGGAGGCGCUGUCUUGAGCCUACUAAAGCUCCACCGGACCCAGGGGGCCGGGAGGGACCCCCUGCUGCUCAUGGGACCCCAGCCUCAGCUGGUGAGGAUGUGGACCUGCUCUCUGUGGCUGAGAUGGUGGCCCUAGUGGAACAGCGGGCCGCCCUGGCCCUGCAGAACUAUCCCCAUCCUGGCAGCCCAGCGCCUAUGGUCUUUGUGUCAGCAGAACAGGGUGGGCCUGCCAAGGGGCUGGGGUCUGAACGGCGGCCUGGUGGCGGGGACUGCAGCCGUGUGGCUGAGGCGGUGGCUCACUUCGAAGCCCAACGGGACAACCCUCCGGCCAAGGGCCUCCGCAAGGAGGAGAGGCCUGGGCCAGGCCCCGGGGAGGUACGCAUCGCCUUCCGUAUCUCCAAUGGCCGAGAGCCUCGUGCACCAGAUGGCAGCUUGCCCAACGGGAGUGGGGGCCGGCCGGGCUGUGCCUACCCAGGCAGCCCAGGACCUGGGGCCCGAGCCAAGGACAAGAUCACCUGUGACCUGUACCAGCUCAUCAGCCCCUCUCGGGAUGCUCUCCCGAGCAACGUGGAGUUCCUUCUGGCCAGGGCAGACGAAGCCAGCGAGGGGGAGACCCCAGCCCCUGCCAGGCCCGAGGAUACUCCCCCAGCUCCCCCUCCCCCCCCUGCCCGGGACUGCGGAGCAUCCGGCUUCCACGUGGAUGUGGUGGUGACUGGCGUGGUGGACGAGUGCAUCUUCUUUGGCAAGGACGGUACCAAGAAUGUGAAGGAGGAGACAGUGUGCCUAACAGUCAGUCCUGAGGAGCCACCCCCUCCUGGCCAGCUCUUCUUCCUCCAGUCCCGGGGGCCAGAUGGGCCUCCUGAGCCACCCCCAGCCGACUCACCUGCCAUUGCAUCAGGCCCGGACGAUGCUGAGGGCACGGCAGACACCUCCCUGUGCCGCCUGUACCGGCAUGUGUCACACGACUUCCUGGAAAUCCGCUUCAAGAUCCAGAGGCUGCUAGAGCCUCGACAGUACAUGCUGCUGCUUCCCGAGCAUGUGCUGGUCAAGAUCUUCAGCUUCCUGCCCACCCGGGCCCUGGCGGCCCUCAAGUGCACCUGCCACCACUUCAAGGGCAUCAUCGAGGCAUUCGGCGUGCGGGCCACAGACUCGCGCUGGAGCCGUGACCCACUCUACCGCGAUGACCCUUGUAAGCAGUGCCGCAAGAGAUACGAGAAGGGUGAUGUGUCGCUCUGCCGCUGGCACCCUAAGCCCUACCACCACGACCUGCCUUAUGGACGUUCCUACUGGAUGUGCUGCCGCCGAGCCGAUCGAGAGACGCCUGGCUGCCGCCUGGGUCUGCACGAUAACAACUGGGUGCUGCCCUGCAAUGGGCCUGGUGGGGGUGGGGGCCGGGCUGGCCGGGAAGAGGGAAGGUGAAGCCGGGGAAGGGGGGGGAGAGCCCACCAUGCCCACCCCCUCUCCAUGGGAGCUGAGAGCCAGGACUGGGUCACCAGCCCCUACACCCAGUCCAGGCAGCAUUCAGCCCCCUCCAGACUGAGCCGGGGUUCAGAGGGAUGACCUAAGAAAGCACUCACUCUGAUUGACUGACCCCAAUUGGUUUUCUAUUCUUCAGACCCAGGGCCAGGGACCCUCGUGGAGGGUGUUUUUUAUUAGCAUCUCAAGUUUCUUCUCCAUUCAGCCCUAGCACCCUUCCUGCCACUCUACACCCCAGGAACCCACCAGCAGGGAGCAGACGGCAGCUAAUUUUGGUACUACUUAAGGGUUCCCCCAUCCUGGCCCCCUUCCGCUCCCUCCCCCAGUUCUGUCUCUGGAGCUGUAUUCAUUCUCUCACUGGGGAGCCAUUGGAUCACAGAUCACAUUGGGCAUGUGUCGUGGCAGCCUGCCAUUUCUAGGUGUUUUCCCCAUUAAAACAAUAAAAAUCACUGUUUUCUCUUUAACCUCAAGCUACCAGUCUCUCCACUUCUCCCAGAGGGGAAGAGAAGAAAAAGAAAAGUUGAACUAUAAAAAUUUCCCUCCUCCCAUUAUUUAAGCUAUUGUCUUCACCACCACUCAAAACAAAACCCCAAAUAGCUAUGAAACCCUUUGCCUUGCUCUUGGCAGCAUGGGGGGCCGGUGGGCAGGGGCUGUGGGUGUGAAGUUCUGGGUUGUAUUUCCUUCUGCUCCGGGGACUUGUUCAGGCACUGGAGUCUCUCCACCCUGGCUGCAUGUUUCUUUAGAAGAAGCCUCUGGUUUACUGAGACCUUGAUUCUCUGGGCAAUUUGGUCUGGGGUGUUUUUGUUUGUUCUGUUUAGGUUUGUUUUUUUCAUCCCUGUGGUUCUGGAAGCCUCUAGCGUGUGGCAUCUGACCAAUUUUGAAUUGGUCCUUUCUAUAAAAUCCAUAUUUAUAAGGCUG
Miniopterus natalensis is the source of this 3621-nucleotide messenger RNA. It is a transcript of the gene FBXO46, whose product is annotated as F-box protein 46. NCBI's taxonomy places the organism in Eukaryota, Metazoa, Chordata, Mammalia, Chiroptera, Miniopteridae. Gene Ontology annotation, molecular function: protein binding. The record is from RefSeq and is a predicted model, not a curated record.